This is a messenger RNA of Moneuplotes crassus, 525 nucleotides long. NCBI's taxonomy places the organism in Eukaryota, Ciliophora, Spirotrichea, Euplotida, Euplotidae. The record is from the annotation of a GenBank genome assembly.
UAGAAUAAUAAUUUAAUGGAUAACUAUAGAUACCAGAAGAGCAAUGGUUUAGAGCAUAAAGAAGUCACAACCUUGUUUAUGACUCUUAGGUAUGCAAACCUUGCAAUUGUUGUUGGUCUUAUUGGACUUAUAUUGCAUGAAUGGGAUGAUGAAUCUAUCAGGACUUUAUUUGCACCAGCUGUGUUCUUCUUAAUGAUUCCAAGCAUUAUUUUUCAAAUUUAUCCAGAUAUCAGAUUUAGCUCAAUUUUCAAAACUAUUGUUUCUACAAUUCUUGCUCUUACUGCUGGUUUUGCAAUUUUACUCUUUGUUAUCUUCAUGCAAACAGGUGACUUCAUUGGAAAUUUGUUAGCCGGGUUUGCUAUGAUCAUUAUCUUCUUCCCAACUAUGCUUCUGAACGGAACAUUACUGUUAGCCUUGAGCACAGGAUCAGAAAGCUCAGAAGUAAAAUGCAUUAUUACACCUCAGGAGCACCUGAAAAUCCAGCCAUUGAUGAUCUAAUGCACUAGGCACGCUGAUCCAUCUUAA